Priapulus caudatus is the source of this 1862-nucleotide messenger RNA. RefSeq names its product phosphorylated adapter RNA export protein-like. Gene Ontology annotation, biological process: snRNA export from nucleus. Gene Ontology annotation, cellular component: nucleus. Lineage: Eukaryota; Metazoa; Priapulida; Priapulimorpha; Priapulimorphida; Priapulidae. The record is from RefSeq and is a predicted model, not a curated record. Bases 6 to 1412 code for a protein of 468 amino acids. The transcript has 4 exons.
UAGAAAUGGCGGCACAUGUGGAAAUGCUAGAAGACGGAGAACUCUCGGAUUCUGAUGAUAACCAACAGAUUUCGACAUCGACUGCGACCUUCGUCGAUCCGCUCCGACGACGAGAUGUGACGAGCGAGGCGAAACCGCUGAGCAGCGGCGACAGUGACACCAGCAGCAACGACAGCGACGACGACGACGGCGCCGGCGACAGAUCCUGGAAGCGAGCCAAACGCGGGAAACCCCCGCCGCCGGCGCCGCAGCCACCCGCGCCGUCUCCGCGCGCCGCCGCGAACGGUUUCCGCGGCAACGGCGGCGGGAAGCCUGGCCGUCGGCGUGCGAACGCGGUGUGGGCGUCGGUGGUGCAGGAGCAGAUACUGUCGCAGGGCCUGACGGGGUUCGCGAUGAAUGCUGAUGAGCUGAGUAACGAUCGCGCCGCGGAGAGCUACGACUACAUCACGCUGAACCCCAACGCGAAGAGGAAGAGGGAGGACAGCUCCUCCUCCUCCGCAGUGACGAGCGACGGGGAGGAGGGAGCAAGGGAUGGGGAAGGAGGCGGGAGGGACGGGAACGGGGGAGCGAGGGAGGGGAAGGAGGGAGCAAGGGACGGGGAAGGAGGCGGGAGGGACGGGAACAAGGGAGCGAGGGAGGGGGAGGAGGGCGGCAGAGGGCGAAACAGAGGGGUUCGUGCGAGGCUGGGUUCACGCCCGAGGUCGGUGCACUCGCGGCUCGGUUCGACGGUGCCCGUCGGUGCGCCGAUCAAGCACCAGGUGGAGCUGUGUGCGGAUGACCCGCCAGAGAAGAUCGUCCAUGAGUUGGUGUACAGACUGCGGGAGUCCAAGGCUGGAUUGAUAGCGAGGGUCGUGGACACGCUAGGUAGCGUCAAGACAUUGGAACUGAUGGCGGAAACUGAAGAUGUGGAAAGUGCUGGCGGUAUCAUGACACUGGACGGAUCGCGGCGUCGCACACCAGGUGGCGUGUUCUUGCAGCUGAUGCGAGCGAAGUCGUCCGUCGCCAAGGAGCAGCUGAACCAGAUCUUCGAGGUGGAGAUCGAACACGACAAGAAGAACAAGAAGCGGAAGAAGAAGCGCCGGCACAGCCACGACGCCGCGACACAGCUGCCAUCGCAGCACGGUAAGGAGGGACAGCAGCCUCCGGGCGACGAGCCAAUGACAAGCGAACACCGGCCGGAAAUGGCCGGCGACGACGACGCGGCGCGAGACGACGAACCGCGCGACGUAUCGACGAAGCCACGUGAUGCUGAGAUGCUGUGCGAGGAGGAUGCGGUCGGCGGCGGCGCCUCUGUCGACGCGAACGAAAGCGUCGGCGUGGCAGAUGCGCCGGCGAAAAGUUCCAAACCGCAGUUGACGGAACUCGAGGAAGAGCUACAGCUGGAGAGUGCUGCCACCUAUGAUUUCCCCUAAGUUGUUUGUGAGAGAAACUGCAUAGGGAAGACAGUAAGUUAUCCACUUGCACUUUUAUUGUAGGAAUGAAUUGCAUUUGUAAGUGACGAAAAUUAGCUGCGUGCAUGUAUAAAUAUGAACGUUGUCAUUGUGAUUUUUGUAUGUUUAGUUUCCCUCUUAAUUUAUGUUAAGAGAUAACUGUACUCGAGCAUUUAGGAUCAUUUUAUUUUGGAUAACAGCUUUUCAUCAGUUAUCAGCUGUAUCUCGUUACACUGACAAAUGUUUGCGCUUACAAAUUUUAUUUUCACACGUUGCAAACCAGGAGUGUAUAAUGAAAGUAAAAUAACAUUUAUCUAUAAUGGCUAUUCGAUGGCAACACUUUAUAUCUAUCAGUUCUUUGCCAUAUACGCACUAUGUACAUAUUCAUUUGUAUUGUAAUUUAAGUAGCAAUAAAAAUGUGUAGUGAUUAUU